UCAAAAAACUCCCCAAGUUCAGUACUGUAUCCUUCUCGAUCCUCCUCUUCAUAUUCUUCCCUUUAUCACAUCCAGAAGUCUUAGGUCAUCAUGGCUGUUUUCAAUGACGAGUUUGAGGCCACCUCCGUUAUCCCACCGGCUAGGCUGUUCAAGUCCUUCGUCCUUGACGCCGAUAACAUCAUUAUGAAGGUUGCACCUCAGGCUUUUAAGGGUUCUGAAAACAUUCAAGGAAAUGGAGGGCCCGGAACAAUCAAGAAGAUCACAUUUGCAGAAGGCAGCCAUUUACAUCACAUCAAGCAAAGGGUUGAUGAGAUUGACCACGCAAACUAUAAAUUCAGCUACAGCGUGAUCGAGGGCAGUCCUUUGGGCGACACCCUUGAGAAGAUCUCUAAGGAGAUCAAGAUAGUGGCAGUCCCUGGUGGAGGAUCCAUACUGAAGAUCACCAGCAAGUACCAUACCAAAGGCAACAUUUCGGUCAAUAAAGAACUGAUUAAGGCUGACAAAGAAAAGGGCGAGGGACUACUUAGGGCUAUUGAGAGCUACCUCUUGGCGCACCCUGAUGCUUAUAACUAAACCUUGUGUUUGUUUGUCCCAUAAAAAAUAAGUUGUGGCUUCUUUUCUUUCUUUCUUGAGAUGUUGUAACUUGGAAGAAUGCAAAGUGAAUUAAUGUUCUAUUACUUUGCAUACAUAUAUACAAAUAAAGAAAAUUAUCUGGAAAUUACAAUAUUA
Messenger RNA from Alnus glutinosa, 729 nucleotides. RefSeq names its product major pollen allergen Bet v 1-F/I-like. The coding region runs from base 91 to 573 and encodes 160 amino acids. Lineage: Eukaryota; Viridiplantae; Streptophyta; Magnoliopsida; Fagales; Betulaceae. The transcript is spliced from 2 exons. The record is from RefSeq and is a predicted model, not a curated record. Gene Ontology annotation, molecular function: protein phosphatase inhibitor activity; abscisic acid binding; signaling receptor activity. Gene Ontology annotation, biological process: defense response; abscisic acid-activated signaling pathway. Gene Ontology annotation, cellular component: cytoplasm; nucleus.